UGCGUAAUAGCGCACCCAGUUUGGGGAGGGAGGGCAGCGGCGGCACCGGAGCACAUUCCCCCGCGCGCGCGUGCGCAGAGGAUAAAACACCGCCCGGGGACUGAGGCGCGGGUUUGGUGGCGCGUUUUAGCGAAGUCGCACGUGAAGAGUAGCAGUGGCCGAAGGCUGACCCAGCAUGGCAGGUUCAAGUAGCACUUGGCCAUUGUGCAAGCAUCUGUUUAAAGUCAUCCUGAUGGUCCUCGUGGCCCUUGUCCUCCUCCACUCAGCGUCAUCUGAGUCCCCUCAAGACUUUCCGCUACCGGGCCAGCAAAAGAGGGAGGUCCCACGUGAUCUCCUGAGCCAGACCGGACGGUCCGUGCGGAGAACGCUGGAUGCCUGGGUCGGGCCAGAGACCAUGCACCUGGCUUCUGAGAUGGCGGCUCAGGUGAUGGGCGUCGCCGCCUCAGCCAUCUCCGUGGGCUGCUUCGCGCUGUCUGGGAUCUCUGCCCAGCUGCUGAAUGCCUUGGGACUCGAUGGAGAUCACCUCACGCAGGGCCUGAAGCUCAGCCCCAGCCAGGUCCAGACCUUCCUGCUGUGGGGAGGGGCGGCCCUGCUCAUCUACUGGCUUCUGUCCCUCGUCCUCGGCUUGCUCUUGGCCUUGUUGGGGCGGAUCCUGUGGGGCCUGAAGCUGGCCAUCUUCCUGGUCGGCUUUGUGGCCCUGGUGAGGUCGGUGCCUGACCCUUCCACCAGGGCCUUGCUCCUCCUGGCCUUGCUGACCCUUUACGCUUUGCUGAGCCGGCUCACUGGCAGCCGGGCCUCGGGGGCCCAGCUGGAGGCCAAGAUUCGGGCACUGGAGCGCCAAGUGGAAGAGAUGCGCUGGCGGCAGACGCGAGCAGCCAAGGGGACCCGGGGCGUGGAAGAGGAGUGAGAAGGACGCCUGGCAAUGCCACCUUCGUCAUACCAAAGAGCUGAGCUGCUUCUGGGUCACUGGACCUCCUUCCAGCCCCCAGCCCCUCUCUUGCCCUGUCUCUAAACCCUCAGAACUUUGAUCUCUGCACAAGACCCCCUAGCUGAGAGGGAGGACGACCAUUCCCCCUGCGGGUCUUCUGUCUGGGGUUGGUUUGUUCUCUUACCCCUUUCUCUGCUCCUCUGACCAACCCCCCCCCCCCCGCCCACCUAUCUCAGCCAGGGUAGCUUGGAGAGCAGCCUCCCCACUCCCCCCAGCUUUUGCAUCUGCUCUCAGCAAACAACAUCACUACCACUGGCCACCUGUGACUCUGCCACCACCUUGCCUUCCUGCUGUUGCUGUUGCUUCCUGCCCUUCUCUUGCCCCUCCUUUGCCGAGUUCCAGCUCCCUUCCUGUUUGUCUCCUUCCAGCCCUGUGCUCCAACCAAACCACUGCCCCUCAAGGCCUGCUCCUGUCCCCUUCAUUGCCCAGCGUGGGAAAGAGGCAGGGUAUAUGGGACUUGAGGGGAAGAGAAAUGGGGAUGUUCCCCCACGGGGCUGGGGGGCGAGGUAUACAUGGAAGUCUGUUACAAGUGCCUUAAUCCGAGCCAGCGGGCCCUCUGCCCGCCCGCUGCUCUACCGCAUUUAAGAAAGCAUGCUGUGGCCACUCCGUGUCAAGAAGAGAGUGGUUCCUCUCAGGACCUUGAUUCCCCUUCAGCCACAGCAAAAGGUGACUGCUUCGUAGGCUGUGCCUGCACGUAGGACUGCGUGGUGGCUGUCAGAUCCCCUGUGGGAAUUUCAGGGACCUGAGGAGGAAGGGAGACUCCUUCUUGACUGCAGAGCUCCAGGCGGGUCUCCACAUCUCUGUCUCCACUCACUGCCACCAAGGAGUCGCUGAUCCGGGCCCACUGCAGUGGCCUGGGAGGAUCAUGGAGCAGAUACACCAGAGAUGGCACCACAGCCCUUUCCUCUCACACUCUCUGCAGGGAGCAGGGGGAGCCUGCUGACCCCGCUCCACCAGGGCUCUCCUGGAGGGGGGCACCCUCCUGUGCCAGGCCGGGCAGCUGACCCACGUGACAGGAAGAGGGAAUAAUGUGGAAUCACAAUCCCAAUGUGGAAUCACAGCUGCAGUGAUACAUAUUUUUAUCAGCGCUUGGUUCUAAAUAAAGUGCUCGCUGUUUUA
This is a messenger RNA of Phyllostomus hastatus (greater spear-nosed bat), 2107 nucleotides long. It is a transcript of the gene TMEM109, whose product is annotated as transmembrane protein 109. The coding region runs from base 176 to 907 and encodes 243 amino acids. Gene Ontology annotation, biological process: cellular response to gamma radiation; intrinsic apoptotic signaling pathway in response to DNA damage by p53 class mediator. The record is from RefSeq and is a predicted model, not a curated record. NCBI's taxonomy places the organism in Eukaryota, Metazoa, Chordata, Mammalia, Chiroptera, Phyllostomidae. The transcript is spliced from 4 exons.